AUGGCUCAAAUACCCACGCCACCAGCGUCGCGACCGGGCUCGGAGGCACCCGAAGUGAAGGUGAAACCUGUAGCUUUGGAGGAUUCAGUCCAAUGUUUGGAUACACUCCUUGAGAAAUACUUGCAUCUGCUUGAUCGGCAGCAGAAACUACAGUCAAGUCUGGCAGGCCAUCUGUCGUCGGGGUUCUUUGCUCUCGCCCAGGCCAACUUCUCUAGUCCUCCUGGCCGCCGUUAUGGUCCUGAUUAUUACGAUGGGCGCAUGAAAGCAACGAGAAAGAUAUCAAUCCAAUCCGAACAAGACACGGAGAAACCCACGAACGAUCCACAAGAGAAAGGGGAUAUCACUGUGCCACCUGAACCUGGAUACACAUUCUCCAUCAAAAGUACAACCAGUGAUCCACUAGAGGAGGCUGAUGGGGAUAACGAGACCAAAGCUUCUUCUCCGGUCCAGAGUGGACAUGAGAAAACCAGCCCGGCUGAGACGGCUAGCUCGGAACCCUCUGACACUGCAGAAACCGAAAUCACCCCUGUCGAGAAACCAGAGCCCGCUCCUAAGAAGUUUCGUUCUACUGAUCCAAUUCAUUGGUAUGGAAUAUUGGUCCCCCAGUCGCUGCGCAGGGCGCAGGACUCUUUCGCAAAUGCGAUAGACAAUCAGGUGCCGAAUUUGGCUAGUACAACGGUCGAAAUGCGAGCGCUGGAACAGCAGAUAAGCGAAUUACGGGCUCGGCUGGAAAUCGAAUCCCCCGAUGCGACUAUGUUGUAG
Messenger RNA from Penicillium roqueforti, 762 nucleotides. RefSeq lists its product as uncharacterized. The coding region runs from base 1 to 762 and encodes 253 amino acids. NCBI's taxonomy places the organism in Eukaryota, Fungi, Ascomycota, Eurotiomycetes, Eurotiales, Aspergillaceae. The transcript has 3 exons. The record is from RefSeq and is a predicted model, not a curated record. Gene Ontology annotation, biological process: vacuolar proton-transporting V-type ATPase complex assembly. Gene Ontology annotation, cellular component: extrinsic component of endoplasmic reticulum membrane; Vma12-Vma22 assembly complex.